Molecule: messenger RNA, 291 nt
Organism: Protopolystoma xenopodis
Lineage: Eukaryota; Metazoa; Platyhelminthes; Monogenea; Polystomatidea; Polystomatidae
Source: the annotation of a GenBank genome assembly
AUGCCCCCUUGCUGCCUCCGGUAUGGCUUCAAAGCAUCCCCGAAAGUGGUUCACUGUUUGCGUCUCGGAGACGAAAUGUACACUCUCGCGAAUGUUCUGCCUACCUGUUCGAUUUUACUACUUGCCGACUAUUCAUCUCACACUCCAGGCCGCCUGAAUAUGGCCCAUUUUCACACUGCCGUCCUCUGGGCUGCUGUAUUCCAGCCUGGCCCGAAUCUGCCAGAGGUUUUUACUACUUUCCCCCCAGAAAAGUUGGAUGCCACCUCGAGCCGUAAUGAACCGAUUUGGUGA